AUGUCUAAUAUUUCAGAUUAUCGUGUUAUAAAAUCAGAUGGUUUUCGAAAUCUGAAUCGGUUACAAAAUUCACAGUCUUUUAAAGGAUUUAUGAAUCUUUCAUUAAUAUCAAAUGCAUCUAAUGCAGCUUCUUCUACAAUUAAUACUAAUCAUAGUACAAGGCGACAAACUUUCACCACUGGAUCAAACUCUGGUAUUAUCAGAUAUCAUGAACAAAUAAAUCAGAAUUCAAAAAUAAGAGAUCCAAUACGACGACCAAAUUUAAACGAGCAAACUCAAUAUUCUAAUAACCAUCGUUUCUGUACAAAACGUCAUUCUACGACAUUUUAUACAUCAUCUGAGAGCACAUCAAUUAAAAGAUCAUGCUUACCCCCUGUUUCAUAUCCUACACUUACUAAAUUAAUCGAUAAAUCAUCAGAUGACAUUCUUGCUGAAAUGCUUCAUCCAAAUUUUCAAUUAAAUAAAUUUUUAAAUGAUAAACAUAUGCGAGAAAGAUAUGAUUGGAUUUAUUCAAUGACAAAAUUACUUGAAAAAACGACACAAUGUAUUGGAUCACGUGAACGUAUUCUAAUUGUCUUUAAACAAUUACCUGAUACACGUUAUCUCGAAGGUGUUUAUGAUGAAAUUAAAAAAUUUGAUCCGAAUACAAAUGAAUUACGUUUUAAAUUUAUUGAAUUAUUUCUUAAAAUAUCAAAUAUAUUUAUUGAUAUGAUACCUCAUUCAGUUAAUGGUUUAUCAAAAAUCUUUGAACGUAUCGAAUUAUUAUUUAUAAAAAAUAAAUUUGACUCACAUGAAUUCGAAGAUGCUAAACAAAUACUAGAUGAAGUACUUCAACGAAUAAAACAAAUUGAACAACGAGAACAAAAACGACAAGAAUUACUAAAUCUAACAAAUUGUAAAACAAUUAUUAAAUAUGAUAUUAAUCAACCACCUGAGAAUUAUCGUCAUUUAUCCAUAGUUCCUACCGUAAAAGAAAUUUUAUCUGAACAACAAACAUAUCUUCGAAAAAAUAUUGUUGAUGGUGUUUAUGAAAAUGCCGAACAAUAUCUUGAUAUUCAUUUUCGUCUUUUACGUGAAGAUUUUGUUGGACCAUUACGUGAUGGUAUUCAACAAUAUUUAUCGAAAAUUAAAGGAAAAAAUUAUAAUAUACGAAUAUAUGAAAAUGUUCAUUUAUAUGGUUCACGAUUAACUCCACAAAAUGGAAUUGUUUAUGAUUUACUUUUAGAUUCAAAAAUAGCAUCAAGAAUAUAUUGGUCGAAUAGUCGACGUUUAAUUUAUGGAAAUUUAUUACUUAUUACAUUUAAUAAUUUUCAAUCAUAUGUUUUUGUCACUGUUGAAGAUCGUUCACAAAUUGAAAAAAAUUUUAUUGUAUCAGUUAAAACAUUAGAAAAAUUUAAUCAAUAUGAAAGAACUCAAAUUCAUCUUGAUAAAAUUGAUUUUUCAUGUUCAUUAACAGUGAUUGAAACAAUGACAUAUUUUCAAGCAUAUGAUCCAGUUCUCAAUGCAUUAAAACAAAUACCUUCAGAUUAUAGAUUUCCACUUGCUUCAUUUAUUCUUAAAUUAACGAAAGAAAUGGUACCACCAGAUUACAUUAAACCAACAACAACAUAUGAUUUUACACCACUUCUUGUUCAUCCAGAUUCAAAUAUUAAAACAAAUCAUUCACUUCAUAAAGCAUUACCACAUGUUCCGUUAAUGAACUCUAUAAUUACAAAAGAAUUUGAAAUAAAUUAUGAACAAUCAAAUCAAAUUGAAAAUAAAUAUAAAAAAAUUUCAGUACUUAAUAAAGAUGAAUGGCCAACAAAUGAACAAUUACAUCUUAAUUUAAAACAAUACGAAGCUUUAAUUUUAGCAUUAACAAAUAAAGUUGCACUUAUACAAGGACCACCAGGAACUGGAAAGACUUUUCUUGGUGUACGUAUAACAGAAAUGCUUCUAUAUAAUCGAUCAGUUUGGUGUCCAUCUGAUGAACAAUCAACACCAAUUCUUAUCAUUUGUCAUACAAAUCAUGCACUGGAUCAAUUUUUAGAAUUAAUUGUAAAACGUUUAAACAUACAAGAAGGUUUUAAUAAUAAUUUUAUUAAAUUAAAUUUAUUAUUCAGAUUAUUUAUUUUAGGUAUUAUUCGUGUUGGAAAUCGAUGUCAAAAUUCAAGAAUUCAACAUUUUUCAUUAAGUAAUGCACGUCAAGUUGCUCGAGAGAAUCGUUCUAUACCUAAAGAUGUCUAUCAUGAAAAACGUGAAUUAUUAGAUGAAAAAAUAGAGACUGACUGUUUUUUAAAAUUACAACAAUAUAAAAUGGAUAUGUCAAAAAUAAAUAUAAUACCUCUUUUAUCACUUACUGAGUGUUCUAUUAUAAAUCAUAAACAUUAUAUUUCAUUAUUAAAACCAUAUUAUGGUUGUAUGACAGAAACAGCAUUAUUAGAAUGGCUUGGUCUUGGGAAUCAAUGUGAACAAAUACAGAAUCAUUUCAUUUAUAAUGAAAAUCUGAAAACAAAUAUUUCACAAAUGGAAAUAAAUGAUUAUAUAGAAGAAAAACAGACAACAGACCAAGAUGAAGAAGAAGAAGAAGAAGAACGUAGACGAGAUGAAUUUGAUACGGAAGAAUAUCAAUAUUUUCCUUUAUCAACUGUUCUAAAACCUGAAACAAUUAUAGGAAAUCCCAUGGAUAUUGAAAUACUAUCAAAAGAUAAGUAUAACAGUGAAGGAAAAUGGAAAACUCCACCAAACAACUCGAAUGAUAUUCAUCGAUUAAUUCAACAUAUUAUCAAAGAUCCUACAACUCUUAAUGAUAAAACAGUUAGACAAAUAAAUGAUGAUAUUUGGCAACUUACUAUGGAUCAACGUUAUGAUUUAUAUCGAUAUUGGCUUUUUAAAUAUCGACAAUAUUUACGUUGUUGUAUUCAUGAUGGAAAUAAAAAAUAUAAUAAAACUGCAUCAGCUCUUAUUAAACAUCGUCAAGAAGAAGAUUAUCAUAUUUUAAAAGAUAGUAUUAUUGUUGCUAUGACAACAACAUGUGCUGCUAAAUAUCAUACAGUUUUAGAAAAACUUCAAAGUAAAAUUGUUAUUGUUGAAGAAGCAGCUGCUAUAUUUGAAUCACAUAUAAUAACUGCUUUAAAUACAAAUUGUCAACAUUUAAUUUUAAUUGGCGAUCAUAUACAAUUAAGACCUAAUCCAAGUGUUUAUCGUCUUGCCGUCAAAUAUAAUAUUGAUAUUUCAUUAUUUGAACGUUUUAUUAAAAAUAAUUUUCCAAAUGUUCGAUUAAAUAUUCAACAUCGUAUGCGACCAGAAAUUGCUCGUCUUAUGAAACAUUUUUAUGAUGAUUUAGAAGAUCAUAUAACUGUUAAAACUGAUCGACCACCAAUACGUGGUGUCGAUAAUAAUCUAUUUUUUAUUAAUCAUGAUCAUACUGAAACAACUCUUAAUGAUGGAAGUUCUAAACAAAAUGAAUUUGAAGGUGAAUAUGUCAUUAAAUUAGCAGAAUAUUUUAUUAAACAAGAUUAUAAACCUUCACAAAUAACUAUACUUGUUAUGUAUCUUGGUCAAAAACAAUUUAUUGUUAAACAAGUUAAACAAAAAGGAAUUUUACAUGGUGUUAGAAUUAUGGUAACAGAUAAUUAUCAAGGUGAAGAAAAUGAUAUAAUUAUAUUAUCAUUAGUACGCAGUAAUUUAGAAAAAAAAAUUGGUUUUCUGAAAACACAUAAUAGAAUAUGUGUAGCUUUAUCACGUGCACGUUGUGGACUUUUUGUUAUUGGAAAUAUUAAUCUAUUUGCAGAAGUUGAUGAAAAAUGGAAGGAAAUUCUUAGAACUUUAUCGGAAACAAAUCAUAUUGGAAACGGUUUAUCUCUUUGUUGUCGACAACAUUCAAACUACAAAUUUUUAGCCGAUAAAGUUGAAUCUUUUGCACAACGUCCACAAGGUGGUUGUAACAGAACAUGCGAUGCUCGACUUAAAUGUGGUCAUACUUGUCAAUUGCGAUGUCAUAAUUAUGAUUUAGAGCAUAACGAUAUUAUUUGUAAUAAAAAAUGUAAUGAACGGUUAUUAUGUGGUCACUCAUGUGCAAAACAAUGCCAUGUUGAAACACCUGAUCAGCAUGGUUCAUGUCGUAUUCCGAUUGAAAAAACAAUUUCAGAAUGUGGUCAUCAAAUUUUUAUCGAAUGUUGUAAAACACCAACUAUCAAGGAUUGUAAAAAAUCAUCAUUAAAAAAAUUAACUUGUGGUCAUAUUGUUGAUGUUCCAUGUCGUAUUAUUCCAUCAUCAUAUGAAUUCAAACGAUUUCCUUGUCCAAGACCAUGUGAUACUAUUCUUGCUUGUCAACAUAAAUGUAUUGGAAAUUGUAGAGAUUGUCAUACAGGACGAUUACAUGUUCCAUGUGGAGAAAAAUGUGAACGUCAAUUAAUAUGUUCACAUGUAUGUAAAGUAUCUUGUGCAACUAAUUGUCCACCAUGUUCACGUCAGUGUGAAAUACGUUGUGUACAUUCUCGAUGUACAAGAAAAUGUGGAGAUAUAUGUACACCAUGCAAAGAGCAAUGUGCUUAUAAAUGUAGACAUCUUAAUUGUACUCGUUUAUGUUCUGAACCAUGUAGUCGUGGUCCAUGUAAUAAACCAUGUAAUAAGAAAUUAAAAUGUGGUCAUUGUUGUAUUGGUAUAUGUGGUGAACCAUGUCCUCGAGAAUGUCGUAUAUGUGAUAAACAUAUUGUAGAAGAAAUAUUCUUUGGUUCUGAAGAUGAGCCUGAUGCACGUUUUGUUUUGUUACCUGAUUGUAGACAUAUAUUUGAAGUAACUGCACUGGAUAAAUACAUCGAAAAUUUUAUAAAUGAUUCUGAUAAUAAAAUAGCAAUUCGUUUUCCUGAAUGUCCACGUUGUCGACAAAUGAUUCAUCGUUGUACACGAUAUACGUCAAUUAUAAAUCAAGUACAUAAUUCAAUAUCUCAAGUUAAAAAGAAAAUCUUGGGUAAUAAUUCUAAACAAGAAAAAAAUAAUCGACGAGAACAAUUAAUAAAAGAUUAUAAAAAAAUGAAAAAAAAUUUAAAAGAAAUUCCUCUUGAUAAAUCCAUGAUAGAUUAUUUUGGUAAAUUAUAUGACAAAAAUAAUUUAUUUUCUGAUAUGUUAAAUUUAAUGGAAAAUACUAUUGGAUUUAUUAAUGAAAUUGAUCAACUUUUAGUUGAUGGAUGUGAAAAAUUACAAAAAACUAUAUUGGAAGAUUUUGUUCUUUUUCCAUUACGUCAUAUUGUCAAAUAUUUAUUUAAACAACAACAACAACAUUAUAGAAAUUUUGCUGAACAACAAUUAAACGAUAUUCAGUCCGAAUUAAAACGUAUUCGUCGAGUUAUUUAUAUUGAAACUCUCGUUUUUUCAUUAAAACAAACUUUAAAAGAAAAUGAAAAAGAAUGUAUUGAUUCUAUGCUUUAUUUAACAAAAAAAUCUGGUCCAUUUACUGAUCAAGAUCGACAAAAAUUUGAUGAUUUAGUUAAAAAAUUUGAAUCUUUAAACAAUUUACCUGGUUUAGGAAUUAAUGAACGUGAACGAAUAGCUAUUGUUAGUGCAUUUAAUUUGUCAAAAGGUCGUUGGUUUCUUUGUCCAAAGGGUCAUCCUUAUAUCAUUACAGAAUGUGGUGGUGCCAAUCAAGAAAGUCAAUGUCCUGAUUGUGGAGAACAAAUUGGUGGAAAAAAUCAUCAAGUAUUAGCAACAAAUCGUCAUUUUGGUGUAAUGGAUAAUUCAGAACAUGCAGUUUGGUCAAAUGAAGCCAAUUUAAAUUUACGUCAUGCACUUUUUUGA
Rotaria sordida is the source of this 5775-nucleotide messenger RNA. Lineage: Eukaryota; Metazoa; Rotifera; Eurotatoria; Philodinida; Philodinidae. The record is from the annotation of a GenBank genome assembly.